ACAACAAAUGGAUGUAUUAAAUAUGAAAAAAUAUUUGCAAUAAUUUAUCCUGACCUGAUCAAAAGUCGGUCAACUCAUGCUUAGUCUUCGUCGUCUCCUUACCUACCAGAUUUAUCGCUGUCCACUGAUGCAACGCCGAAUAUUCCGAUGGAUUUGAUAACUUCGAUUUUAGCAUGACUCUCUAGCCAACCAGUCAGGUUUGUAUUGUCUUGAUGGAUGAGGAAGUUGUUGCUGCAGCAGUACUUCCAAAAGCAGCUGAAACAGUAUGGGAUUCUAUCCAACGAAUCACCGAGGCUUCAAUCUGUAUGAAUGAUAACCAUUCACGCUUCGAGGCAAAAAUGCAGACCCUGUGUGCAGUAAGGGAUGAUCUGAAGGAUAGAACCUUAAAAUACAAGUCAACAAAAAACCGAACCAUGGAGGACUGGUUUCACAGGGUGAUGGCGGUUGAAAAGGUUGUGAAAGAACUUGAAAGCAGGUUCACAGAGAAGCAACAAACCUCAACAUGGAUUCAUUUACUUCCCCGGUCGAAGCUCAGCAAACAAAUGGCAACCAUGUGCUUAGAAAUUGGUGAACUUGUGACGGAAGGACAUCAAUUGGGGGAUACUUUGGUCCACAAAGUUGCUGAGCGCGUAGUGAAGGUGACAGCCCCGGAUAUAUCGUAUAUUCCAACACUCCAGGGCGUUUUGGACAAAAUACUGUUGGAUCUAUCAAAUGAAGAUCUUAAAGCAGUAAGGGUGAUAGGAAUGUUGGGGGCAGGGAAAACAACUAUAUUGCAGAAUUUGAAUAACCAUGAAAAAGUUGCUAGUAUGUAUGAAAGAGUAAUCUGGGUGACGGUUUCAGGUGAGGAAAAUAACAAGGAGAAUUUGAGCAUAGAGAUGCUGCAACAUGUGAUAGCCGAAAGACUAAUAAUGGACACCGAAGAUGCUACAGAUGCUUACAAAGUCGCCAGAAGUAUAAAUAAAGAACUAGCAGAUGUAAAGUAUCUGCUUCUACUAGAUGAUGUCAAGGCAGAACUUGAUUUAGAAUUGAUAGGUAUUCCUGAAGGAGCCAAAGGCAGUAAAAUAGUCAUGACAACAAAAUAUCGAAAUGUUCGGCUUCCUUCAUGUUCCAGUAUUGAAGUGAAGAAGUUAUCUCAAAGCGAGUCAUGGAACAUGUUCCAUAGGCUAUUAUCUCUCCCCAAUGAUGUUAAAGGUAAGCCACAGCUUGAACGCAUGGCUCACAAAGCUGUUUCUUUGUGUGGUGGUCAUCCAUUGAUGAUAAAAAUGGCAGCACGUAUCUUCAAGUCGAUAGAAAACCAUGAACUCAGUGAGAUAAGUUGGAGUGACGGGUUACAAACGUUAAGAAGGUGGCCAGAAAAAGGAAAUAAUGAGCCCAUGAAAGACUUGCUUAAGUUCUGUUGUGAUCACUUGGAUCAAGAACAUAAGCCAUGUUUUCUUUACAGUGCAUUGUAUCCAGAAGACACUGAAAUUUCCACAGAGGGCUUAUUGGAAUGCUGGGACGCUGAAAGUUUUCUUAAGGGAAGUGAUGAUGCAAAAAUUGGUGGACGCAAUAUAUUGCGUCGCCUCCAAAAUUUAAUUUUACUUGAGGAAGGUGCAACUGGGAAAUAUGUAAGGAUGCAUAAGUUGAUACGCGCAGCAGCAUUAAAUCUAUUGUCGGAAGACAGGAAAGAUAGAUAUCUGGUGAAAACGAGUGAAUUGCAGCAAAAACUCAAUGGCGUUAUUCCAAAGCGCCAGUGUGUUGAUUUGUGGACGGAUAAGGAAUGGAUCUCUUUGGCCAACAAUUCACUUGAUAACUUACCUGAUGCGCCCCGUUCAACUCAGCUUUCCACACUCUUUGUCCAGAAAUAUUCAAAACAUAAGAAGAUUUCUGAUUCAUUCUUUCAACACAUGCCAAGCCUUUUGGUUUUAGAUCUUUACAUGACAGAGAUCAUGACACUACCAUCAUCGAUAAGGAGGCUAUCAAGUCUUAAAGUUCUUUAUCUGAAUGGUUGCAAUGUGUUGAAAGAGCUUCCUGGUUUUAUAGGACAACUUAAGUCUCUUGAAGUGCUUGAUAUCCGUGGCAGUGGAGUUGGUAAAUUACCAAAUCAGAUUUUAGGCCUAACUCGAAUGAGGCGUUUGUUAGUAUCCUUUACCAUGUCAACACAAGACAACUAUGAUGUGCUUUUUAAAUUAUCAGGACUUGAAGAGUUGAUCAUUGAUGUGGAUUCAGAAAUGGAAGAAUGGUGUAAUACUUUGAUUGAAGAUGUAGUUGAAAAAGUCAGCACACUACCUAAGCUGAUUUCUUUCCAGUUUUGUCUUAACAACAUGGUUAUAGAUGUGAUACAGGUUGUUGAUGACACUGUGAAGAUCUAUGUACCCAAUGAAAGACAUCUUAGAAGUUUUCUUGAAACAAGGAAAGAUUUUGAAACACGUUCGUUUCAGGUUUACAUUGGAUGUUUCAUGUCUUGUGGCCCUGAAAUCCCUGAAUUCUACCGUUAUGAUAGGUACCUAAAGUAUCAUUAUGGGAGGGGAGAAAAUGAUGCCAUCAAUAUAAUACUUUGCAAAGUAGAUGCAUUUGAGUUGAUCAACCACAAUGACAUUGAGUACCUAUCUAGCAAUGUCAUCGAAAACAUGGAUUAUGUUCAAGGUUGUCUAAUUCAAAGUUGCAACAACAUGACAACAAUUGUCGGCGGUUAUCACACACAAAACAAAUCAUUAUUGCCUAAUUUGGAAAGGUUGGAUGCAAUUCACAUGCCUAAACUGGAAAGAAUAUGGGAGGGCCAUGUGCAACCGGGAAGCCUAUCCAAACUGAAGACUUUGGUUCUAUGUAACUGUCCAGUGAUGACUAUGGUAUUUUGCAAUGCUAUAGUUCAGCAACUUCGAGAACUCCAACAUCUAGAAGUUCAAGACUGUUGUAGGGUUGAAGAGAUUGUUAUGUGUUCUCAGGAUGUUAGCUCAUGCGCUUUCCCAAAACUAAGAGCACUGAUUCUUUGUAAUAUGCCAAGUUUAAGAAAGAUAAGCACCAGAGUAGCUUGGACUUCAUUGGAGACCUUAAAGAUACAAGAUUGUCCCACACUAAAAGAAUUGCCCUUUGAUAUGAGCAGUGCAAUGGGGCUUCAGAGCAUUGAAGUGGAUAAAGAUUGGUGGGACGAUUUGCAAUGGUCAAAUUCUAAUGUCAAAGAACGCCUUGCUCGUUGCUGCUUUUUCAGGCAGCCGACAUAGCAAUUUGGCCUCGACUAUGUCAACAAGAGGUUUUCUUUCCAAGGGUAACUAGUACUAGUUCCAAAGUGAUUGCUGUGUGUGAACGCAAACAUUGGGUCAUUAAUUCAUUACAUGUAUUUCAAUGAAUAAAACAUAUUGUAGGGGUCGACUUUGAAUAAAAAAGUAACAGCUUUAUGUAAUUAGAAAUACUGUAUCAUUAUAUGUGCCGCCUCUGCCACCCCACAAUAGCUCCAUUCUUGUCGAACUGUGUUAUAUUCACACGCAGUUAGCCUUUAGUUUGUUACAGUAUUUGAUAGAAGAUUA
Messenger RNA from Helianthus annuus (common sunflower), 3503 nucleotides. RefSeq names its product disease resistance protein RPS2. Bases 213 to 3200 code for a protein of 995 amino acids. The transcript is spliced from 3 exons. The record is from RefSeq and is a predicted model, not a curated record. NCBI's taxonomy places the organism in Eukaryota, Viridiplantae, Streptophyta, Magnoliopsida, Asterales, Asteraceae. Gene Ontology annotation, molecular function: ADP binding; protein binding.